Molecule: messenger RNA, 1740 nt
Organism: Pundamilia nyererei
Lineage: Eukaryota; Metazoa; Chordata; Actinopteri; Cichliformes; Cichlidae
Gene: b3gnt2l
Product: UDP-GlcNAc:betaGal beta-1,3-N-acetylglucosaminyltransferase 2, like
Exons: 2
Coding region: 295-1554 (419 amino acids)
Biological process (GO): poly-N-acetyllactosamine biosynthetic process; protein O-linked glycosylation
Cellular component (GO): Golgi membrane
Molecular function (GO): protein N-acetylglucosaminyltransferase activity
Source: RefSeq, a predicted model, not a curated record
CGUGGUUUCAACAUGUGGGAAGGGAACACUUGAUCUCAUACAGUCCUGCACCUGCAUUAAGUGGGAUUUCUCCCUCGCCUGCUGAACAGAAACAGGAUUGCAAAGCUAAAUGAUCAGGUUUUGCGCUCCUGCGGAUCUGUUUGCGGUACCUGAGGACACUUGGAAACUAAUUAGAUUUUUUCCUCUUGCUUUACAGUAAUCCGAUCAGUACUUCCCGUUUGUAACCUACUGAGUUGGUGUAACCUGGAAUACAGCAUAUUUUCCAGUCCCCAUGAAAGAUGACUCAUAUCUAGAAUGGCACAAGUCGCAGCUUUGCUUACUUACCUCAAGUCAAUUACGCGUAUUCAGACAUUCAGCGUUAUGGUUCUUUUCUUCUCUUUAAUUUUAAUCGUUUUCUACAUGACUGUCCAGGUGGAGACCACCCACAGUUUACGGAGUGUAAGAACACAAUUUCCCCAACAGAAGGGCAUUACCAGGCAUGUUCAUUUACACAAUGUUUCAGCUGGCUUCAGACAGACCAUUCCUAAAAGCAGAGCUUACUGGAACCGUUUACUGUACUCAGCCCUGAUGAAUCUGGACAAGGGAGGAAACCCAUUCAAUCAAAACUCUAACUGGUCUAACUGCAGGCUGACAAAUCAAGAGUUUCUGCAAAUCAACGUGCAUGACUUCAGCUCCUACCCUGUCCAAUUUUGGGAUUUUCUGGAGGGGAUGAACUGCAGGACUGCCCCAAUUCUGAUUGAUCAGCCCAACAAAUGUGCUUUCAGUAAAAGGAAGACGGAGAGCCACACCUUGUUGCUUUUUGCCAUCAAGUCAUCUCCCAGAAACUUUGAGCGGAGGCAGGCAGUGCGAGAGACGUGGGGCCGAGAGAUGACGUAUCCAAAUGGACUCGAAGUGCGUAUGGUGUUCCUUCUGGGGAGCUCCCCACCACAAGAUCCUGACCUGACCCCACUGCUGUCAUUUGAAGCAAAACUCUAUGGGGAUAUCCUGCAGUGGGACUUCCAUGAAACAUUUCUAAACCUGACGCUCAAAAUGAACAUGUUGCUCGACUGGACAUUGAAAAGCUGUCCUCAUGUCUCCUUUGUCUUUAGUGGGGAUGAUGAUGUAUUUGUCAACACCCCAGCACUGGUCAGGUACAUCGAGUCUCUCGAGGCUUCUAAAGUAUCUAGUUUGUAUGCUGGUCAUGUUAUAAGUGCUGGAAGUCCCCUCAGGGACUCAAAUAGCAAAUACUACAUCCCUAUGAGCUUCUACGAUGGCCCAUACCCUCCUUAUGCUGGUGGAGGUGGCUAUCUUAUCUCUGGAGCUUUGCUGGAAUCCCUCUAUUCACUUUUACACAUCAUUCCUUUCUUCCCCAUUGAUGAUGCCUAUGUUGGGAUGUGUUUCAUGGCUUUAGGGAUUUCUCCUGAGGCACACUCAGGAUUUCAGACAUUUGAUAUCAGAGCAGAAGAUCGUGAGGAUCUCUGUGCAUAUAAAAACCUUAUUCUGGUUCACCAGAGGUCCCCACAGGAGUUAAAAAAGUUGUGGAAGGGGAUUAACAGCUCCCUGUUGGCUUGUUGAACGGGACUGGUUAUGAAGAUGGCAAAUAGUGACUGCACUUGCAUAUUAAAGAUUUGUUUCUCCACUAAUGUACUAUUCAUGGUUUUGCAGAGUUGAUUUUCUAUAGACCAUCUUGCCAGCAAAAAAAGAAAUGUAUUGUGAACAAAAUUAAGUUGCCGUAAAGCAGCUUGAUUUUGUUACCAGACU